GAUCCAGCAUCAUUCGGUGUUGAAAACUCGAGCUGUGAGGACGUAAGUGCUCCGAUUUUAAAACAAAGUGAUCCAAGUGUGUGAAAGUAUUUAUUACUUAAUAAGUUUCCUAGACAAGUCACGCAGUGGAUUUGCAUCCCAAUUAUAGAUCGGAUCGGAUCGGACGGAACGCACUAUUUAAACCAUGGAAGGAGGAAGUCGAACAUUUCAAUUAGUAUUCCUAGCUCUAAUUGCAAUCGCACAAUGGCAAACGAUUGCUGCGGGACCCGUCUCCAACGAGGAGCUGCGGGGAACCAUCCAGUCCCUGAUCUACUCCUACAACCAGCUGGACAAUAAGUUGGAGCGACACGAGCACAGGGAAAGGGCCUUGGGCGAACUGCUGAAGAAGGCUCUCCAAACCCUGCAAAAGGGCCAGAAGAGCCUGGAGCCCAUCAAUGGCAGUUUCGGGCGACUGGACGAGAGGGUCAGCCAAAUAGAGACCAUGCUAAUUACGCAAGAGGAGAAGUACAACACGCAAUCGGAUCGAUUCAACCAGGCCACGGAGCACAUGUUCAAGUGGAUGAGGGAGAACGACGAGUGCUUCAAGAGACCACCAGUUAGUGCCAACCUAUUAGCUCCUCCAACCACGCCCCCCGCCCCAGCCAUACCCAAGGAAUUCCUGGAGGAGCAGAAGCGCCUCAACACCCAAUUGUUGGAGGAGAUUCAGAAGCUGUCGGCUAGUGUGGCCUCGCUGAAGGAAAGCAGCCAAAAGGCAGUCGUGCAAACGCAGCAGAAUUUCGAGAGUCUUCCCAAGGGACCCGAGUUGCUGGCCCAGAUCGAGGCCAAGUUGCAGGAACACGCUGCCAGCGUCACCACUGCCGCUCCUCCCAAGAAUAAUGAGUUUGAAGCUCAACUCCUGGAGCGUCUGGACUCGCUCAGUGGAAAAGUGGCUAAUAUCAGCGAGACUGUCCAGCGGCCUGCUGCUCCAGUUGGCCUUAACGAUAAGGAUAAGGCCUACAUCCAGGAGCUGAACAACGAGACACUGAAUGCCUUGGCUCAACUGAAGAGCGAGUCCUCAACUGCACAGAAAUCGGCCUUGACGGAGACCACGGAGCGACUGCAGCAGACGGAGGCCAACAUCCAAGCGGACGUUCGCAAGCUUUCAACGGACUUGGGCGCUCUCAAUGAAUUCCUCGCUUCGGCAAAUGAGAGCAAUGCCAAGCUGAACGAAGGACUGGAAGCCCUGGGCAAGUUCAACAACAUCAUGAUGACCAACUCGGAGGUGGUGCUGGACACACAGCGCAAGGUGGAGUUCGGCACGCUGAAUGUGGUGCAGCGGGUGGGCAAGCUGCUGGAGGAGGAGACGGCUAAGCUGAGUGAGCUGCUGAAGGAGCGCUUCACACUGCUGGACGGAACGGUGGUGAGCACCCAACAGGAGGCGAACAAGAACAUCAGUGGGCUGCUGGAGACGGAGCUGAACCAGGUGUGGCACCGCAUCGAGAUCAUGGCCGGCGAGAUCAGCCAGAGCAGUGAGAUGCUCGGAGUGAUUCAGUCCGCAUCCGAUGGCUACAUCAACAGCACCCUGGCCACGAUGAUGGGACUCGGCAGCCGAGUGGAGGAGACCAAGAAGCACAUGAUCGACAUGGACGAGAACCUCAACUUCCUAUUGGGCAAGCUUUCACUGAUGUCCAGCGAGUUCGCCAAUAUCAAGAAGGGCCUGGCCGAGUCCCUCGAGGAUCUGCGCAACUCCUUCCAUGUCCUCCACGAACGGAUGCCCACAGGUCCGGGUCCUCAUAACAUCGACAAGAACAAGUACUUGACCGAUGUCAAUCUGCUGUCCAAACGCCACGCUGAACCUGAAAGGGAGUAGUCGGAUUUAACGAGAAAUAAAAAAUACAAUACUUCUAACCAUAGCGUAUAAGUCUGCCCACUUACUUAUAAUCAUUUAGUUGCGCUUAAGCCUAAGGAAGAAUCUGGUAUUAAAUGUAAUCAUGGUUAUCAAAACCUAUUCAUUGAGUGGAUAUAACUUAAGCGCAGCUGUACAUAUUUAUGCAAAUUGAUCUUAAAACUGAAAACCCUGCCCCGAAUACACUUCAUUACGAACAAUA
Molecule: messenger RNA, 2087 nt
Organism: Drosophila ficusphila
Lineage: Eukaryota; Metazoa; Arthropoda; Insecta; Diptera; Drosophilidae
Exons: 5
Coding region: 185-1849 (554 amino acids)
Cellular component (GO): plasma membrane
Source: RefSeq, a predicted model, not a curated record